UGAUUUUUGUUUACAAGUGUGCCCCCACUUGCUUGACCUUCUUAACCCAAAUAACAUCAUAUGUAACCAUUCCCCCAUCUUCCUCUCUCUCUCUCUCUCCAUAAAGUUAUCACCUUUAAGUGCGUUCUAAUGGAGAUUAUUCUCUACUCAUCCUAUCCCCUUCAUUAAUAAAGCUUUCUUCACGCUUUUUAAGACAAUUAACAGCCACGGGUCCUAAAAGCUAAAGUCUUUUGCUUCGAAUUCAAGUGUCCCUUCUCUCUCUGUUUCUGCUGUCCAUUCCCUGAAGUAAAGUUUUGAUUUUUAUAAGAAUUGAGAGAAGUUGAAUAAUCAUGACUAUUGGGUUUUCGUUUCUGAUCCGAUUCUUAUUCUAAUCUUGUCAAUUUCCCUUCAUCUCUUUCAGGUAAGAGGUUGUUGGUGCCAAUGGGGUGGCUUACUAAGAUCCUUAAAGGCUCUAGCCAUAAGUAUUCAGAUGGACAAGCCAAUAGAAGAUACAAUAGAGAGGAUAGGAGCUUGUUGGACACUCCUCGUUAUUCCGCGGAAGGAUCUGAUUUUGACAAAGAAGAGAUUGAAUGCGCCAUUGCGCUCUCCCUUUCUGAACAAGAACGUGUCAUUCCACAAGAUGACAAAGGAAAGAAAGUCAUCGAAUACAAAUCUGAAACCGAAGAAGAAGAUGAAGAUGAGGAUGAGGAGGAGGAGGAGGAUGAUGAAGAACACAUGAGAGCUCAGGUGGAAGCAGAAGAAGAAGAGGAGAAAAAGCUAGCUCAAGCUCAAAUAGAGGAAGAAGAGAAACGAAGAGCUGAAGAAGCUGAGCUAGAAGAGUUAGAGAAACAGCUUGCCAAAGCUAGACUAGAAGAGGAAGAAGUUAGACGCGCCAAAGCUCAGCUAGAGGAAGACGAGCAGCUCGCAAAGGCUCUUCAAGAAAGUAUGAAUGUGGGAUCUCCUCCUCCUGGAUAUGAUUCUGGAAGUGUGUUUCCAUCAUACCCCUUCCUUGUUCCAUCUAGGAUAUGCACUGGUUGCCGAGCUGAGAUUGGACAUGGAAGGUUUCUGAGUUGCAUGGGUGGCGUUUGGCAUCCUGAAUGUUUUUGCUGCCAUGCUUGUGAUAAGCCCAUCAUAGACUAUGAGUUCUCAAUGUCAGGAAACAGGCCUUAUCACAAACUGUGUUACAAGGAGCAGCAUCAUCCAAAAUGUGAUGUUUGUCAUAACUUUAUUCCUACAAAUCCAGCCGGUCUCAUUGAGUACAGAGCUCAUCCCUUUUGGAUGCAGAAGUAUUGUCCUUCACAUGAGCGUGAUGGAACUCCUAGAUGUUGUAGCUGUGAGAGAAUGGAGCCGAAAGAUACAAAGUAUCUGAUACUUGAUGAUGGAAGAAAGCUGUGUCUUGAAUGUCUAGACUCAGCCAUUAUGGACACUAAUGAAUGCCAGCCGUUGUAUCUCGAGAUACGUGAGUUUUACGAAGGCUUGCACAUGAAAGUGGAACAGCAGAUUCCUAUGCUCUUGGUGGAGAGAUCAGCUUUAAACGAAGCUAUGGAAGGAGAGAAACAUGGACAUCAUCACUUACCUGAAACUAGAGGACUCUGUUUGUCUGAAGAACAAACUGUCACAACAGUGUUGAGGAGACCAAAGAUUGGUGCAGGCUACAAGUUGAUAGACAUGAUCACAGAGCCUUGCAGGCUGGUGCGCCGUUGUGAAGUCACUGCUAUUCUCAUCUUAUAUGGACUUCCCCGUUUGUUAACUGGAUCAAUCCUAGCUCAUGAGAUGAUGCAUGCAUGGCUUCGACUAAAUGGGUAUCCAAAUCUUAAACCAGAAGUGGAAGAAGGGAUAUGUCAGGUUUUAGCUCACAUGUGGUUGGAAUCUGAGACUUAUGCUGGCUCUACAUUGAUAGAUAUUGCAUCUUCUUCUUCGUCUUCAUCAUCAGCCGCUGUGGCGAUUGCAUCGUCCAAGAAAGGUGAGAGGUCUGAUUUUGAGAAGAAACUUGGUGAGUUUUUCAAGCACCAGAUAGAGUCAGAUUCUUCAUCUGCAUACGGGGAUGGGUUCAGGCAAGGUAACCAAGCUGUUCUUACGCAUGGUCUGAAGCGAACCCUUGAUCAUAUUCGCUUGACCGGUACAUUUCCUUAAAUGGGGUUUGAAACGAUUAAGAGAUAAACAAAAGGCUUUGCUAUAGUUCUUAGAGUAUACACUAAGAAAAAAUGGGAAAAUGUAUAGUUUAAAUACACAUUUUAGAGUCAAGGUUUCCACCACCUCCAAGUAUACGUUUUUACAUGCAUUUUAAAGUUUCCACCUCCAA
Molecule: messenger RNA, 2281 nt
Organism: Brassica oleracea var. oleracea
Lineage: Eukaryota; Viridiplantae; Streptophyta; Magnoliopsida; Brassicales; Brassicaceae
Product: protein DA1-related 1
Exons: 12
Coding region: 421-2112 (563 amino acids)
Molecular function (GO): ubiquitin binding
Source: RefSeq, a predicted model, not a curated record